Linum tenue is the source of this 228-nucleotide messenger RNA. The record is from the annotation of a GenBank genome assembly. Lineage: Eukaryota; Viridiplantae; Streptophyta; Magnoliopsida; Malpighiales; Linaceae.
AUUUCAAGCAAGGCCUACGAGUUUGUUGAUGUGAAAUCCAUUGGCAGAAUAUAUAAUUCUCGUGGUCCAAAGAUGAAGGUCCGAGUACGACGAUACAAGGAUCAAAUGGGAUCAUUCUUGAUGGACGUGGACUUGCUAGAAGGAAAGUCCAUCACAUUGCUACGAUUUAUGGACUAGAAUGAAGAGAAGAUGGGCUUGGUAGAAGGAAGGAAGAUCUCCCAUGGUGUG